CCACUGUUGCCGCUCGCCUCGCUUGCUCUCACUCAGAAGCGAGCCCGCCGCUGUCGCAAACCUGGCCCUGGCCGCCAAGUGAGGCCGGGCGCGCGACAGCCCGGGCCAAGGGGAGGGGAGCGAGACGCGGGAUGCUUUACGGCCGAGCUUCUCUUCGUGUCGAGGCUUCUUUCUUCCACGUGGAGAGGAGGAAGCUCUUGCGCGGCCGCCAUGAAGCGACCCAAGUUGAAGAAAGCUAGUAAACGCAUGACCUGCCAUAAACGCUAUAAAAUCCAGAAAAAGGUACGAGAGCACAAUAAAAAACUCCGAAAGGAAGCAAAGAAACGGGGACACAGAAAACCCAAGAAAGAUGUAGGAAUUCCUAACGCAGCACCUUUUAAGGAGGACAUUCUUCGGGAAGCUGAACAGAGGAAACAAAGGCUUGAAGAACUGAAAAAACAGCAGAAACUUGAACGGCAGAAAGUGCUGGAAAAGAAACGCAAGCAAGACGGUAAUAAGGAUGCCAGUAAAGAAAAGCAAUGUGAAAAGGAAUCAACCUCAAAGCCCAAAGCAAACCCAGAGCAGCAAAUAGAUAAAAGUUCAAAGAAAUUUUUCUGCAAGGAACUUAAAAGGGUGAUUGAGGCUUCUGAUGUACUGCUGGAAGUUUUAGAUGCACGAGAUCCUCUAGGCUGUCGGUGCCCACAGGUAGAACAAUUUAUCAUUCAGUCAGAUGGAGGCAAACCAUUGCUGUUGGUUUUAAACAAAAUUGAUCUAAUACCAAAGGAAAACUUAGAGAAAUGGUUGCAUUAUUUAAAUCAGGAACUUCCAACCGUUGCGUUUAAAUCUGCAAUGCAGAGAAAAGACAGAACAAUGGGGAAGUGGGUCACUAAAAAAGGCGCUGCAUAUAUUGAUCUGUCAAGGGCCAGCCUGUGCUUUGGGGGUGACUGUCUGUUAAAACUUCUUCAAGAGUAUAGUGUGAUGAAAGAGAAAGUUAUACAGGUUGGCGUAGUGGGUUUUCCCAAUGUCAGGAAAAGCAGCGUUGUCAAUAGUCUGAAAGGGGCACGUGUCUGCAACGUGGGACCUAUGAGAGGCCUUACAAAGUGCAUGCAGAUUGUUCACGUUGACAAACAGAUCAGGAUGUUAGAUAGUCCUAGCAUUAUUGUGGCACCUUCCUGCUCUUUUCAUUCACUGGCACUAAGAAGUACAACAGAUGUUGAUUCUGGAAACCUAUUUGAUUCAGUAGAUUCACUUCUGAAGCGCUGCAGCAAACAGCAGAUCAUGAUGUAUUACAAUAUUCCAGACUAUAGAAACCCUUUGGAGUUUUUAACACUACUAGCUCAGAAGAGAGGAAUGCUGAAAAGGGGAGGUGUUCCUAACACAGAAGGUGCAGCUAAAUUGGUGCUGUGUGACUGGACAGGUGCCAAAAUGAGUUGUUAUUCGCGACCCCCUGCAUCAUGGACCCCGUCACCACACCUUUCCGCUGAAGCUUUAGCAGCAGUGAAACAAGCUUUUAAUUUUGAUGAUCUCGAAGAAGAUAACAAAAGCACCUUGAAAGACAUACAUAGUGGAGUAAAUAUUUUAAUUGGGACUGAUAGUGAACUUCUUUCUCCAACUCUUUCCUAA
Messenger RNA from Gekko japonicus, 1602 nucleotides. RefSeq names its product guanine nucleotide binding protein-like 3 (nucleolar) (gene GNL3). The coding region runs from base 211 to 1602 and encodes 463 amino acids. Gene Ontology annotation, cellular component: nucleolus. The record is from RefSeq and is a predicted model, not a curated record. Lineage: Eukaryota; Metazoa; Chordata; Lepidosauria; Squamata; Gekkonidae. Gene Ontology annotation, molecular function: GTP binding. The transcript is spliced from 14 exons.